AUGUUUGAAUCCUAUGUAGAUGAUAAGCGUGCUGCAAUUAUGAAACAAAUACAAAAUCGUUCAUUAUCAUCAUCAUUUCGCAUAGUACUCAAUAAUUGGCCUUUAUUAACACAUUCUGCUCGUUUUGUUAAACCAUUUAUAAAUGAAUUAGAACCAAAUCUUAUCCUUAAUGGUGAUAGUCAUCAUUUUUAUAUAUUUUUAUAUGAUCGAAUUAAUAUGACAACUCGUAUCUUAGCACGAGAAUAUUUACUACAAACAAUUUUUUCAAUAGAUCUUAAUCCAGACCGUUUUAUUUAUGAAAUAUCAGUGCCAACAUGUUCAUAUCGAAUGGAUGUUAUUAGAAUUGGAUAUACUGUUCUUUUACUUGAUAGCUAUAUGAUUUAA
Messenger RNA from Rotaria sp. Silwood2, 384 nucleotides. Lineage: Eukaryota; Metazoa; Rotifera; Eurotatoria; Philodinida; Philodinidae. The record is from the annotation of a GenBank genome assembly.